CAUGUUGAUAAGAGUAUUAAAUACUUGACAAAUCUCCCUUUAAGGUGCAUUUUGAACAGAUAGAUAACAGAAAAUGUGUGACUUAUUUGCAUUAAUCGUGAUUAACUAUGGACGAUCAUGUGAUUAAUUAAUUAAAUUAAAUAUUUUAAUCGACUGACAGCCCUAGUGUUCUAUUAUAUUAGUACUACUUACAAUUGGUUUCCCAUAAGCUCGAAGAAUGAUUUUCUGGCAUAUAUCCAAGCUUAUUAUAUGAAACCGAAGUUGUUCAGUAACAACAAGGGCAUUGUCUAAUCAGUUUAGUGUCAGAGCUUUUAAUGAUGCGAUACCUUCCACGUUUCUGCAUUUUAGACAGGUGAAGUCCCAUUCCUCUGCCAACCAUAUGCCAAUGUACUGGGCGGAGGUUUUUAUACUUACCGUAAAUUGAUAUCCAACUAGUUCCUCUUCCUGGAGAAACAGGUUAUAACCUCCAUCACCUGUAUAAGAAGGCAACCUUCAAGGCUGUCAGACAGAUCUUUCAGCUGCCCUUCAGAGGUGUUCAUCCCACGCAAGAACAGCCAGGUAGGUCUGAGGAAAUGACUGCGUACCAUGAGCUUAAUGUUAUUCCACCUGACCAUUUACAUGUGUUGUUUGUGAUUUCAGAUGACAGUUUCCCAGAUGCGUCUUUUUGUUAAUAUUUAAUUAAUAUAUCUGUCUGAGCAGGUGGUCACACUGCAGAUAUGGACAUUUUGGGCGCAGUUUGUGAUGUUGCGGGUACAGGAUUAUCAGCUGGAUCAGCAAUUGCUAAAGCUGUACCGUCAAAACGCCAGUGCUCCGUCGAGCUCACCAAUGAGAGCUCUAACUACGCUCUUUGUAACCCCAGAAUGUUCCUCGACAGUGGACGCUGCACCAUCCCUCUGCCCCCAAGCAUUCGACCGUCCGCAUCUGGACAGGCGUUGUUUGCCAAGAAACCAAGCUUAGCACAAGGAUCUGUCGGCAUCUUCACCUAUGAUCUCCUCGAUGUCUCUACAAAAAAGUCCUCUCAGAAAAUAGCUGUGCUGUUCAAGGUGCCGUAUGACCUUAACCUGAAUUCAAACGUGUACGCAGUGGGCAUCUUUGACAUCAGCAAAGAGUGUAAUCGUGAUCUUUACCGUGAGAUGACCAAAAAGACAGACACGACAUUUGUCAGAGGCAAAGCAAAAGGCCCCAUUCUGACCCAUAAAAGUGAAACUGUUACCAUCAUGGCCACAAUGUCUGACUGCAACACACCUGUCCUGAAGGUGCAGGUGAGCGACGAUUGAGAAAAACUUUUUUGUUCCCAACAAUGAUACGGCUUUGUUUUUAUAGAUUUUGUGGGUGAUGUUGUGUUAAUAGUCUGAAAUAAUGCAAUAAGUUGCAUCACAGUUCAUAAGCUUUAGAGAGAGAUUCUUCAUGUAUUUAUGCUCAUCUAUAAUCAUAUAUUACUGUGUUAUCCAUUUCUUCUGUCGUAAUCUAUAGUAUUACGUUUCCUGUUAUGUGUGAAGCUGUAUUGCUCAGAUAAAUAUCAACAAUACGGUGCUAGUGGAGAGUUAGCGAGGAAAAUGUCAGCUAUUUGGCAAUAUUGCACAGUGGAAAAUCCAACGAGUAAAAUGUCGACAUGUACACAGUAAUUUAAGUAAUAAGUAAAUUAGCACACAGGCUGUCCACUGAGGAGACAGCUGAGAGAAUACAGAAUUGUUAUUUAUCCCUAGCCUCAUUUAUUUAUGUUUUUUGUAACUG
Molecule: messenger RNA, 1734 nt
Organism: Sebastes umbrosus (honeycomb rockfish)
Lineage: Eukaryota; Metazoa; Chordata; Actinopteri; Perciformes; Sebastidae
Product: DELTA-actitoxin-Afr1a-like
Exons: 2
Coding region: 717-1277 (186 amino acids)
Biological process (GO): pore complex assembly; monoatomic cation transport; cytolysis in another organism
Cellular component (GO): pore complex
Molecular function (GO): channel activity
Source: RefSeq, a predicted model, not a curated record